Molecule: messenger RNA, 864 nt
Organism: Tremella mesenterica DSM 1558
Lineage: Eukaryota; Fungi; Basidiomycota; Tremellomycetes; Tremellales; Tremellaceae
Exons: 3
Coding region: 104-604 (166 amino acids)
Source: RefSeq, a predicted model, not a curated record
CGACAAGUCUGAUGGCGACUCGAUAUCCAAACCGGCCAUCAUCGGUAUUUCAGUGGCUGUGGGAGUGGUAGUGUUGGCCCUCGUCCUCUGUGCUGUAUACAGAAUGAAACGUAGGACCACUGACGACGAUGAGGUCAUCAGAUGGCCUGAGCUUAAUAGACACGGCGACUCGGACGCUCACCAUGCUCUACCUGCCAGACAGACUGGACAGCACGGUAUCGAGACGAGUCCACUGGAACGAUCCAUAUCCAACUCUUCGUCCAUUUUCACGCCGUCAGCAGCAGCCCACUCGGCAGCUCCCAUGGCCCUCAAUGGUUCUUCUUUCGGCGCGGGACCUUCCCUCGAGAACUACGCGCACGAACAAUCACCCUCCUCCGGGCACUCCGACUCCCCAGAUCUACGUCCUAUGUCUGGAUACGAGAAUGACGACGCUUACGACUAUUCUUCCUUCCCUCCUCCUGUGCAGAUGCACGUUCAGCCAUCUGGAGCGGGAGGAGCGUACGACUCGGAUGAAGAAGGUCACUCGCCCAUGUCAUCUCAAGAAGGAAGGAUGGUCAUGUCGCAGCUCCCUGGGCCUGGUCAUGUGACAUACGGCACCCACUGAGCUGAUUUUAUUCUACCUGGUGAUAGAAGAGGUGUGGUGGUUGAUCACUUUGUUGCUACCCUGCCCUGAAAAUCGAUCGCUAGGAUGGCGGUGAAGUGGCACUGGAUGUUGAGAAAGAAGAAAGAUGAAUUUGUAGAGUGUCGAGAAAUUGAGGUUGUCGACCGACAGGAUUCGGUCGUGGACGAGAUGAAAUGAAUGGCUUGAUCGCAAAUGACCCAUAAGGUUCUUUGUGCAUGACACAUGUAUCUAUAUGACUCCCG